Penicillium salamii is the source of this 1173-nucleotide messenger RNA. Lineage: Eukaryota; Fungi; Ascomycota; Eurotiomycetes; Eurotiales; Aspergillaceae. The record is from the annotation of a GenBank genome assembly.
AUGGAUCCCCGGGAGAAUGCGCAGCCUAUCAGCGCCGAUGAAAUCGCGUUGUAUGACCGACAAAUCCGACUCUGGGGAGUACAGGCACAGGAGAAGAUUCGAUCCGCAAAUAUCCUCCUCGUUACCGUGAAAGCUCUCGCAAAUGAAGUCGCCAAGAAUCUCGUCCUGGCAGGCAUCGGCUCGCUCACCAUCAUCGACCACCAAGAUGUUACGGAAGAAGACCUAGGCGCGCAAUUCUUUGUCGCCGAAGCGCAAAAUGAAGGCGAUGUGAUUGGGAAGAACCGUGCCGAGGUUGCAGGACCCCAGAUCCGCAAGAUGAACCCGCGCGUCAAGCUCAACAUUGAUACCUCAGAUGUGAAAACCAAGCAACCAGACUUCUUCGCUCAAUUCGACAUCACAAUCGCAACCGAACUCGAUUUCCUAACCAACACAACCGUCAACGCCGCCUGCCGCUUAGCCAACAAGCCAUUCUACGCAGCCGGACUCUACGGUUUCUACGGAUAUGCAUUUGCCGAUCUCAUCAGCCAUGACUUUGUGAUUGAGCGAAGCAAGUCCAACCUUAACGCCGGUACCCAGGAGACGCAAACACGCAGCAUCGUCAGUAUCAACACCAAGAAGGAAAACGACAAGGUCAUCGAGCUAGUCACAAAACGCGAAGUCUACUCUCCCCUCAUCCUCGCAAACACCUCCCCCCUCCCAGAAGAAUUCACCCGUCUUCCGCGCCGCCGCAAGCAAGUCACCCCUCUACUAAGCUGUUUGCGCGCACUAUGGGAAUUCGAAAAACUGCGCGGCCACCGCCCAACAUUUACACACGAAGACCUGGAAUUAUUUACUAAGCUGUCGCGAGACCGACACCAAGAAUUGAAGCUCGAACCUCUGACGCUUGAUUCUGUGUUUUUGCGAACUUUCCUUCAGAAUCUGGGGAGCGAGUUGAGCCCCGUUGCGGCAUUCCUGGGCGGGUCGCUUGCGCAGGAUGUUAUUAAUGUGCUCUCGGCGAGGGAGCAGCCACUACAGAAUAUUUUGUUGUUCGAUGGGGAGAAGAUGGUUGGUCCGAUUUAUCCGCUUCAUCCAUUCUUCCCUGAGGAUUUGGCUGGGGCUGGGAUGGCUGCUGUGCCUCCGGCGAGGAAUCCGGUUACGGUUCCUGUCUCUGGGGAGGUUGUGAGUUUGGAGUAA